Messenger RNA from Hippoglossus stenolepis (Pacific halibut), 3971 nucleotides. It is a transcript of the gene runx1t1, whose product is annotated as RUNX1 partner transcriptional co-repressor 1. Gene Ontology annotation, biological process: negative regulation of DNA-templated transcription; DNA-templated transcription. Bases 547 to 2427 code for a protein of 626 amino acids. Gene Ontology annotation, molecular function: transcription corepressor activity. NCBI's taxonomy places the organism in Eukaryota, Metazoa, Chordata, Actinopteri, Pleuronectiformes, Pleuronectidae. Gene Ontology annotation, cellular component: nucleus. The transcript has 11 exons. The record is from RefSeq and is a predicted model, not a curated record.
GGCUCUGCUGCGCACCGCCGACUGGAGGCAGAGCGCCGCUACUCCUCUUCCCCACACCAGCGGAGAAGCAGAAACCUGGGAGCCCCUGAAAACCGCGGGUGUGAGCGAGAAUUGUUUUCUCACCUUUUUCAAAACCGACUUCCACACGAUCCGAAAGCGACUCGACGUCUGGAGGAUUCUGGAGGAAAGAGCGAAGACGCGUAAAGAGCAAACCAGAGGGGGCUUUUGCGCACCACUGCAUCCUCUCCUCUCUCCAUCUCUUUCUCCUCUCUCCUCCUCCUCCUCCUCCUCCUCCUCAGCCUCUGCGCUUUUUGACGAGACUCCGGGCUUCUCCCUCUUCCCACUCACCACGAGCCUCGUCGUGAGCUGCCCCUUCUUCUUUUGUCGGAGUUUGAAACCACAUUUCCUCGAGCCGCUGGAAGUACGCCGCCUCAGCCCCGGGACUCCGCAGCUUUCGUCCACACGACACAAGCGGAUCAUCGCGGGGACCGUGCGCGCAAUCUGGGGGACUGGAAAUUAUUUAGCCCUCUCACAUCAACGUACCGCAUGGUGGGAAUUUCUGCCUCCUUUCAGUAUCGCACUGGGAAGCGCUCCACCAUGCCCGACUCACCUGCGGACGUCAAGACACAGUCCAGGUUGACCCCCCCUACCAUGCCGCCCCCACCCAGCACACAGGGAGCACCACGCAACAGCUCCUACACCCCCACAACCUUAACCAAUGGCAGCAGCCACUCUCCCACGGCGCUCAACGGCGCUCCGUCUCCCCCAAACGGAUACAGCAACGGCCCCAGCUCGUCCUCCUCAUCCUCACUGGCCAACCAGCAGCUGCCGCCGGCCUGUGGCGCCCGGCAGCUCAGCAAGCUCAAGCGCUUCCUCACAACUCUGCAGCAGUUUGGCAACGACAUCUCGCCUGAAAUCGGCGAGCGGGUCCGCACAUUAGUGCUGGGACUAGUGAAUUCCACGCUAACCAUCGAAGAAUUUCACUCCAAGCUCCAAGAAGCCACCAACUUCCCGCUGCGACCCUUUGUCAUCCCCUUUCUGAAGGCCAACCUGCCGCUUCUCCAGAGGGAGCUGCUGCACUGUGCCCGGCUGGCCAAGCAGAACCCGGCCCAGUACCUGGCCCAGCACGAGCAGCUGCUGCUGGACACCAGCACCACCUCCCCUGUGGACUCCUCUGAACUCCUAAUGGACGUCAACGAGAACGGCAAGAGGAGGACGCCAGACAGAACCAAAGAAAAUGGCUUCGAGCGAGAUGGCGCCCUGCACCCAGACGUUCACCCCAACAAACGGCCCUGCACCAUCAGCCCCGCCCAGCGCUUCAGCCCAUCCAACGGGCUCUCCUACCAGCCCAACGGCCUGCCCCACCCGGGCCCAAUCCCCCCGCAGCACUACAGGCUGGACGACAUGGCCAUCGCCCACCACUACCGAGACAACUACAGACACUCGGCCUCCAACCACCGGGAGAUCCGGGAGAGAGCCAGGUCCAUCGGUGAGGACGUGGGGAAUGGAAUGCAUGCAGGGACCAGGCAGGAGGAAGUGAUAGACCACAGGCUGACGGACAGAGAGUGGGCUGAGGAGUGGAAGCACCUUGACCAUGUAAGAAAACUGCUGAACUGUAUCAUGGACAUGGUGGAGAAAACACGGCGCUCGCUAACGGUACUGCGGCGGUGCCAGGAGGCCGACCGAGAGGAGCUCAACUACUGGAUCCGAAGAUACAGCGAUGCUGAGGAGCUGAAGAAGGGCGCCACUAGUGGGCAGCCAAGGCAGCAGAGCCCCGCAGCACAGGAAAAUGCAACACCAGAAAUCCACAGGGAGCUGCUGCACCGGCCUGUGUCUGGCUACGUCCCGGAAGAGAUUUGGAAGAAAGCUGGUGCCGGAGGCUUGACUUCCUCUGUGUCCACACUCUUUCCAGAAGAGGCAGUGAAUGAGGUCAAGCGUCAAGCCAUGUCAGAGCUGCAGAAGGCCGUGUCGGAGGCCGAGCGCAAGGCUCACGAGAUGAUCAGCAGCGAGCGGGCCAAGAUGGAGCGCACGGUGGCCGAGGCCAAGCGGCAGGCGGCCGACGACGCGAUCUCCGUAAUCAACCAGCAGGAGGACUCCAGCGAGAGCUGCUGGAACUGUGGCCGUAAAGCCAGUGAGACUUGCAGUGGGUGCAACACAGCACGCUACUGCGGCUCCUUCUGCCAGCAUAAGGACUGGGAGAAGCACCACCACGUCUGCGGCCAGACCCUCCAGGCCCAGCAGCAGCAGCAGGCUAACCAGCAGCAGGGAGGCGUUCCCGGGUCAGAGACCCCCGCUCCCAUUAGCUCAUCCGCCUGCACCCCGAGCAGUGGGACAGGGAGUCCGGCUGCUACCCCGCCUGCUGCUACACCUCGCUCAUCCACCCCCAGCACCCCAUCCUCCUCCACCCUGGAUGGCACACCCCGCUAAGAGACUCUCACAGAGGAUGGAGGCGUGAAGGCCUGGAGGAGCUGAGAGCCCUCAACCCCACACACAGCAUGACUGUCUACAUUGCCUUGCAAAGAUGCUAAGCUAACAUGACUAACAGAGAGAGAUGGCAAUGCUUCUGUCUAUCUUGCAGCGUAGUCAUAGAAGGAGGAGGAGGUCCAUAAUCAGGUCAUAUUGACUUGCCAUGACUUUAAGGAAACUCAAAGAUAUUCUUUGUUUUGAAUGAAUGAAUUUAAAUAUUGACAUCCUUUUGUCGUUACACUUGCUAUUCUUGUUGUCUGUUUGUCGUUGUGCCUGUUGUUGUUAAUGUUGCUGUCAUUGUAGCUUAUCUUAUUUUCUCCUGUAAAUAUGAGACUGACCAGAGAUAGCCGUGAACCCAAGAACAGUAUAUAUCUGACCUCCCUGUUUUUUAUGUUUUUAUUUUCCAUCCUGGAAUUAACACUUAAUUACUUCCUGUACCUGGGACAUGAGACUAGUCAACCUCAAGAAGACGAUUUACCAAACGACAUACCAAGGGAAUAUAACUAGCUAGCGGAAUAUGGCAUCAGCAUUCUUCGAAAGGAAAGAAAUUCGAUUUAAAAAACUCUGAAAGACGCUGACGGAUGGAGACAUAAAUAAAUUUGCUGCCUGGAGAGGGGAGAGGGAUGGACUGAAUCUCUGGUCCACAGACUGCCAUGAAACGGGCAGAUGUGCGGCAGAUUGCGAGCAGAGCCAGCUGUUCAACCAAUGUUAUUUCCCUCUCACUUGUAAUAAUAUCCAGGUCAGUGGGCUGGGAAAUACAAAUCCGUCUCCCUGAAGCAUGUAAAAGGAUACAAAAACUUUGCCCACUGCACAUGUGGAGGAUGUACUGACUACAAUUCACACGUGCAUGCUCGGUGGGUCGGGGAAGCUCUCCAGCAGCAAGCAAAGGCACCAUCCCGCCAGUGAGACUGUCAAAUCACCUCGACAGCAGCACACCGGGACACCCGGAGCUGAAAAUCCACAGUGUGACGACUCACCCCACACUCUCCCCUCCUGACUCACCUCUGAAAAAAAAACAUUCUCAUCUUUCUUCAUGUUCUUUUUCUAUAGAUGUCAUGGUGUUUAAGACUUCUGUCCAGUGGUGUCAUCAAUGGUUAUUUAUUGUAUAUGUGUUGGACAAUUGUGACACUGCAUAGUACUUCAACCAGUCACAACUCAAAUACCUUCAUAACUCUCUCUCUCUCUCUCUCUCUCUCUCUCUCUCUCUCUCUCUCUCUCUCUCUCUCUCUCUCAGAUCUGAUUGGAGUCUAGCUGGUGCAAAAAGAGACAAAAAAAAAGAAGUGUUAUCUUUUUUCCAAGCUGCUUUUCUAUUCUGUGCGUAGGUGGUAGAUCCCUCGUAGUUACUAUAAGUUUAACUUCCCUUUGUCCUCAAGAAAAGACAGAAGCUAUAUCUCAGAGCUGCUACUUGAGUCCGACCCAGAUCUUUUCUGAGAACUAGCAUGUUGCGCGGAAUGCUACCCUAAAUGUUUUGUACAAGGGACAUACAUAAAUGUAUUGCACUGUCA